Messenger RNA from Mytilus californianus (California mussel), 1219 nucleotides. RefSeq names its product sulfotransferase 1C2-like. NCBI's taxonomy places the organism in Eukaryota, Metazoa, Mollusca, Bivalvia, Mytilida, Mytilidae. Gene Ontology annotation, cellular component: cytoplasm. The record is from RefSeq and is a predicted model, not a curated record. Gene Ontology annotation, molecular function: sulfotransferase activity. Bases 298 to 1161 code for a protein of 287 amino acids. Gene Ontology annotation, biological process: sulfation. The transcript is spliced from 6 exons.
UUUAAAUGAAGCCGAUCGAUUGAUUUAUGUGCAUAAUUUACCGACAAUUAAACGAAAUAAAAUCGUCUGCUAAGUUUACAACUGAUAACCUACAUUUCUUAAAGAGUGCUUUACUGAUGUUUCUAAAUCGCCGUGACUAUAUAAAGGGGAAAAGGUAGUAUUACAUUUUCCCGGCUUUAGUUUGGCCUUUUGUGUAUCCAAGACAGUGAAGGAAGUCAACUUAGGAGCACUGUGAUUGGAUGAAAGGGACCAAUUACUGAUGAGGAUGAAGUAGUAACAGUUACUUUAUCAGAAGAUAUGAAAGUGGAAAAUUUAGUUGUAGACGAAUUUGAAACAGGAAUAAACUUCAGAAAGAAUGGCAUACUACCUGAUCCAAGAAUUAUGAUACCACAAAUUCAAACAAUGGACGUCUUCGAUGAUGACAUCUUCAUUUGUGCUUAUAUGAAAUGUGGAACUCAUUGGGUAUGGGAAAUGGUACAGAUGAUAGUGAACGGCAAGACUGAAUACUAUUCAAAAGCUAAAGAAUGUUGUAUGUUGGAAUUCCAUUUGCCGGAUGAAUACAGUGAUUUACAGAGGCCAAGAAUAUUCAACUCUCAUUUUACACCAAAAUGUUUACCGAAACAAGCGUUUGAGAAAAAGUGUAAAAUGAUAAUCAUUGAACGAAAUCCGAAAGAUAUUCUUACUUCUCAGUAUCACCACUGGAAACUAUUCCCUCAAUUCUCACUACAAUGGUCAGACUUCCUUAAAAGUGUAUAUACAAAUGAUCGGAAUGUGAGUUCCAAUUGGUUCUUUUACCGAAAACAAUGGUCUGAUUUCUUGUCAUCAAGUGACAACCCAUGCCUAGUAUUGAAAUAUGAAGACAUUAAACAGAAUACACUCGCGAGUUUGUUCAAACUCGCCGAUUUCCUAGGUUAUCCACGUGAAGAAACUUUUUUAAAAGAAAUACAAGAGAAAUGUAGUUUGGAAAAAAUGCGAGACAUGGAAAAGCUAAGAGAGAGUGGAACUGAGUUGGUUAACUCUGAUCAGGUGUCCAAGUUGUACAGAAAAGGUGUUGUUGGUGAUUGGAAGAACAAUUUUACAGUUGCACAGAAUGAACAAUUUGAAGCUCUGUUGAAGACAAAACUGAAUGGAGUAGAUGUAAACUAUACAUACGAAUUAUAAAAGACGUUUUCUACUGCGCUAUUUCCUAUUAAUUUUUCAUUAAAAGUCUGUUUCUUAA